UGGCUGCUUCAUUGCGGCGCCGGCCGACCGCGUCUUAUGAAUGAAACCCGCUCUGCAGUUUGUCACCCUGAGCGGAGGCGGAGAAGAGAAGACGGGAGGCGCUCGCUCGCGCGCGCGCUAGGGAAGUAAAUUGGGGGGAAAAGGGCGCCCCGGACAGAGGCUGGAGAUGGCUGGACCGCGAUUUGUUUCCAACAAAACAUCUCAGCAUGCUUUAUUAUCUAAUUCUGAUUACACUUGGGAGUAUGAAUAUUAUGAAUAUGGGCCAGUUUCAUUUGAAGACCUCAAGGCUCAUAAGUAUUCCAUUGUGAUUGGUUUUUGGGUUGGCCUUGCUGUCUUUGUCAUUUUUAUGUUUUUUGUUCUCACCUUGUUGACAAAGACUGGAGCACCACACCAAGAGAAUACAGAGUCUGCAGAGAAAAGGCUCUGCCUGAACAACUUUGUGGCUGAGUUUGGGCGGCCAUUGGAUUCUGACAGGAUCUUCUCUCAUCAAGCUGCUGAAGAAUCCAGGUUGCUUUUCCAUUGCUAUGUCAAUGAGUUUGAGGGUGUGGACAAAGGAAAACAGUGCCACAGAGUGCCGGUGAUGGACCCUAACAUCCAUUUGCAGGAAGUAAUUCAUAACAGUGCAAGACUCGAAGAGGAACCGAAUUGCCACACCAAAUUCAACAUCCCGAACUUUGUGAACACUGACCAGAACUCUUCCUUGUAUGAAGAUGACCUGUUGAUUUCUGAACCACCCAUCAUUUUAGAGAGCAAACCGGUUAGUCAGAUUUCUCCCUAAAUUCUUAACUGAUGAACCUCAAGCAAGAUAUUGGUUGGUUUUUUGGGGGGAAGCUGGGGUUCCAGCAAGAAAUAGUAUCACACCUUCUGCAGUCUAUACUGAAGCAGAAUAUGUUUCAUCUUGAACUCCAGCCCUGUCUUUCAUUUGUAGCUACAGAACAUUUUUUUUAAUAUUUUAUGUUCUUUAAACUUUCGCCCUAUAACCAUGAAUAAACCAGAUGAAAGGAGUAGAUUUCUUCUAACUCUUCCAAAAAUUAUUAGCAGUUCCAUUUUUCUUAAAAGCCAGCUUUUGAGAUGGGUAGCAGAAAAUCCUUGUUCCUGUUCAUCUGUAAUUCGGCAGGCAAAAUCUCCUCCAAAGGAGAUGCUAUAUAUGUGAAUUUCAUUCAGAUGCGGCAAGAGAAUUUCCAGUGGCAGUCAAUGGAAGACAUGAGCCUUUGGAUUUCUGAAUCUCCACUUCAGAUUGAGACCUGAAUUAAAGCAGACUGUCCACUAAUUACAGAAGGCUGAAGUGGGCCAUUUUCAAGAGUGGCAAAUGGUAGUUGGAAAUUACACUUAUGUUCUGUGCCCAUUCCUGAUAUUCAGAGCUGGUUCUUAUACUGGAAACAUUCCUAAGUUGCUAUGUUGAUUCUUCAGAACAGGCCAACUUAAAAGCCAAUAUUUUGGGGCUUAUAUUUGCUUCUGUAUGGUAUGCAUGCUUAAAAAAAACCCUAUCCAGAGCUACAGCUGUACUUCAAGAUAUGAACUUCUUCCCUAAAUUUUGUGCCAAACUCAAAUUGUACUGGAACUUUGGAUGAUACAUAAAAAAAAAUUAAAAUUGCUUGGCUCAAAAUGAGCUUGUUAAAAGCCUUGCAGUUAGGGAAUUGGCAACAAACACUCAGACUGUCAUCUGCCAUGGAAGGAUGCUACACUGAGAGAGCACAAGAUGGUGCCCACCAGCUGCAUUGGGAUCUUGAGUAAUUUUGAAUGAAGGAGUACUUGUUAUGAGAGGGACAUGUUUUGUUGACUUCAGCAGUCAGUUUGUUUUGCAAAUUAAUCUCUUGUAUUUGCCAUUUAAUUUGUUCAUUAUUUUGUUCCUGAAGAUGGCACCUUGUUAAAUUGUUUCCACUGUUUUGUCCUGGCAGUUACCUAGAAUGACCUUUCUGGGAAGACUAGUUCAUCUGCAUGCCAUGGUAUCUUUUUAAAUUGUUCUGUUACUUUGGUUAAAGAUUCUAAAUAUCAUAUAUAUCAGCAUUUGUUCUGGGCAUGUAUUUACUCAUCGAGGCACCCGCAGUGUCCCAGUAGCUUACUUCCAAGUAAUUAAAGUCUCAGUCAGGUUAGUGAAGAUACACAGCAGGAUCCUGUUAGGCACUAAAGGUGCACAAUGAUCUGUUGGCAAAGAAACAGAAGAUUUCCUGCUUGCAUAACUAUUGCUGAUUGUGGAUAGUUGCUUUACACUUGUGCAAGAAGAUCCUGGAUGCUUCCUUGUGCAAGCUCUGUAAAGGCAGAACAGCCCACAUGCAUUCAGUGAACCAUUUGACUGUACAGGAUCCUGACCAGAAACC
Molecule: messenger RNA, 2318 nt
Organism: Pogona vitticeps (central bearded dragon)
Lineage: Eukaryota; Metazoa; Chordata; Lepidosauria; Squamata; Agamidae
Gene: MRAP2
Product: melanocortin 2 receptor accessory protein 2
Biological process (GO): regulation of adenylate cyclase-activating G protein-coupled receptor signaling pathway; protein localization to plasma membrane
Cellular component (GO): endoplasmic reticulum; plasma membrane
Molecular function (GO): signaling receptor regulator activity; corticotropin hormone receptor binding; type 4 melanocortin receptor binding
Source: RefSeq, a predicted model, not a curated record